GCGCGCUCGCUCUCUGCACUCACUCCACCGGCGGUUUUCCGGCCAGCUGUGUGCUGCCGCUCCCGCUCCUGGAGCACCAGGCGCUCCCCCUGCGUGCCCGCGGUCCCGCUCCGGGCCCCGGGGCUCCAGACGCCGCCGCCUGACGGUGACAUGGGCGUUCCCCUGGUCCCGGAGGCCGGUGGCCGGCACUGGGGGCCUGUGCUCCUCGCUCUCUUCCUGGCUGCCUCCAGAGGUCUGGUGGCAGCCUUCAAGGUCGCCACGCCAUAUUCCCUGUACGUGUGUUCUGAGGGCCAGAAUGUCACCCUCACCUGCAGGAUCAUGGGCCCCACGGCCAAAGGGCACGACGUGACCUACUACAAGACAUGGUACCGCAGCUCGCGGGGCGAAGUGCAGGUCUGCUCGGAGCGCCGGCCCAUCCGCAACCUCACGUUCCAGGACCUUCACCUGCACCACAGCGGCCACCAGGCCAACACCAGCCAGGACCUGGCCCAGCGCUACGGGCUGGAAUCAGUCUCCGACCACCACGGCAACUUCUCCAUCACCAUGCGCAACCUGACCCCCAUGGACAGCGGCCUCUACUGCUGUCUGGUGGUGGAGAUCAGGCACCACCACUCGGAGCAGAGGGUCCACGGUGCCAUGGAGCUGCAGGUGCAGACAGACAAAGCAGCGUCAACCCGGUGCAUCGCGUACCCACCUUCACCCAGGGAGAGUGAAAGCAUCACAGCGGCUGCUCUGGCUACAGGCGCCUGCAUCGUGGGCAUCCUCUGCCUUCCCCUCAUCCUGCUCCUGGUCUACAAGCAAAGGCAGGUGGCCUCCAACCGCCGUGAGUAUCCCCGCCUGCCUGGGGUGGGUGAGGGUGCGAGCGAUCUGCCCCAGGCCCCAGCUCAGCGCCUGGGAUUAGCAAAGGCAAGAGGCAGGCACAUUUCCUCUCUGUUCCAGAGAUGGGAGCUGCUAUAGUCCCUGCAAGGAGCUAGGUUCAAUGGUGGAGAGAGGAGGGGACCCAGGUGUGCCACCUGGGGGGCCUGAGUGCCCACCAGCCCCAAGGGGUCCUGGCUCGGCCCUCAGUAAUAUCUGUUGAAUGAAUGAAUAAUCACAUGGAGUAGUUCAAAUUGGUUUAUAAAAUGCUGCCCCUUGGAGAUCCUUUGAGGACCUGCUUUAAUGCAGGGGUAGGCUUGCCUUGUAACCAGCAUUGUAAUUGUCAGGACAAAAAUGACCUUUGGAUUAUCAGAACUGGAAGGGAUCCUGGAGAUAACUUAGUUCAGUUCUUUCAGCAUAUGGCUGAGAAACCUGAGCUUACUAGCGGGGUUAAAUCAUGAACUGAAUGGUAUAUAAGUUAGUAAGUGGCAGAGCUGGGCCUCAAGCCCAGAGCUUUCCACUCAUGCUUUUCCCAGGGAGUGUAAUCCCACCACAUCAUCAGAAUGCUCAUCGGGAUGAGCGUGCUGGCCACCAACCCCUACCUGGGAAGGUUGCUGUGCUGGGCCCCAU
Molecule: messenger RNA, 1485 nt
Organism: Leptonychotes weddellii (Weddell seal)
Lineage: Eukaryota; Metazoa; Chordata; Mammalia; Carnivora; Phocidae
Source: RefSeq, a predicted model, not a curated record